AAAAUUCAAACAAAAAUAACCAAAAUAACCUCUAUAGUCUAUACUGGAAACGUGAUAAUAUUUAGAGCUGUACCAAUAAUAUUUGUGAUCCAAGUGAUCAGACAAUUUAGUACUAACUUAUUUAGACAUGACUGGCUACGAGGUUCGACAUUCAAAUGCUAAAAAGGGAAAGGGUUUAUAUGCAACUAAACAGUACAAUGUAGGAGAUGUAAUAUUAGAAGAGGAUCCUUUGGUGUCGUGUCAAUUUACAUGGAAUGCUGCGUACCGGUAUCUGGCUUGUGAUCAUUGUAUGAGGCCUCUUGAGACACCGGAACAAAAUGUUAGAAGACUAGCUGUAAAACCAGACAUAGCAUUACCCCACUCAGAUGGUUUCGAAGCACCCCUAAUGGAUAUGACAAGUUGUAAUGCCUGUGGUGUGCUGUACUGUUCUGAUAGAUGUAGGGUAAAUGCUAGUGUCAGUUACCAUAGAUCAUUGUGCUAUGAUCAAUCUGAUGCUAGGCACCCCAUACAUAUCUUGCUAGAAGCCUGGAAACAACUGCAUUACCCACCUGAAACAACAAGUAUCAUGCUGUUGGUUAGAAUAUUAGCAUUCAUUAAACAACAUCCAGAUCCUGCAAUGGCUGCUUCCAACAUCAAACAGUUUUGCCAUAGAACCAUUAACGAAGACGCUGAAUUGAUGCACAAAUUGCUUGGGGAUCAGUUUAAAGAUCAGCUCAAUACUUUAAGAGAUUUGACAGCACAAGUAAUUAGUGGAGAUUAUGUUGAGGAGUUUCUAUCACCUGAAGGAUUUUGUACCCUUAUGGCUCUGGUUGGUACUAAUGGCCAGGGAAUCGGUACAAGUCCCCUUGCACAGUGGGUACACUAUGUAUCUGAGUUGGCCAUGUCUGAUGAUGAGCGGCAACAAAUGGAUCUAUUUAUUGACAGGAUAUAUAAGGAUGUUGAAAAUGAAGCUGGACAGUUUCUCAACAAUGAGGGUUCCGGCCUUUAUCAGUUGCAAAGUGCAAGUAACCAUAGCUGCACGCCUAACGCAGAGUCUACUUUUCCUUUUGGAAAUCAUCGGAUCCAAUUAAAAGCACUCAAAACAAUUGUGCCUGGAGAAGAGAUUUGUAUCAGCUAUUUAGAUGAAUGCUCCUUACAACGCUCGAGGCAUUCUAGACAAAAGGAGUUAGCCGAGAACUAUCUCUUCCUAUGUGGUUGUGAGAGGUGCUUAUCUGAGAGCAGUCAGCCGGACGUGACAAGUGAAGAGGAGAUGAGUGAGGAAGAGUUUGACUCGGAUGACUGAUGCUCUAACUUGCUGGCAUUCUGUUUGCUGGGACUGUGAAUCAGUGAAACUUAGUGCUUCAAUUUGGACUUAUUAAUAUAUUAAUAAAAAUACAAAUACUAAACGUCAAACUAAGGAUAUUUGAGGUUAUGUCGAGUUGUGGGUGAUUUUGUUUUCUCUCUACUUAGUCUACCUCCUGUGCUUCAUUGACCAUGUGUCAUUUUAAUAAAAGAUAUAUAGAUAUGUUAUCAAGUUCCUUCCCUACUUCCUUAAUUUAUCCAAUAGACCCUUGGAAGAAGAUAAAGAGUAUGCUCAUACAUCCUUGUCGUACACCUGACUUGGUUUGGACUGAAGAGAAAUCAUCUGUAUGCAUCAAUAGAAAAAUAUAAUUAGGUUAAAGUAUAAUUGUUUUGUAUUAAAAUAUUGUCUAAAUGCAUUUUAAAUGCGGAAUAUUUUUUUAAUUGAUAGUAAUUAUUGUCUAUGGCCUAAAAUAUGUAGGUUUAUUAAGUGUUAAAAUUUCCAUUGCUUAGUAUUAAUGCUUAAACAAUUUGAAAGAAAGCUAGUAUAGUCGCGAACUUAUUAUAGCUUAUAGCCAGGGUUGCCAUAUUAUAAUUUGAUACAAAUUGUGUAUGAUGCGAGGUACAAAUGUAUCCGGUCUGUAUCAUAGGAUAAAAGAUCUUAAAUAAUAAGAUACGCAUACCCCCACUUUAACGUUUCCCAUAGCAUUUGUUUCUUUUCUGAAACGAUAACUAAUAGAUUUUACGUAUUGGUCGAGCUAAGAUUUGUUGUGACAGACUAUUCCAAAAAAAAGAAAAAAUUUAAACAAUAUUUUGCCAAAUUUACCUACCACUCGUCUGUAAGUUUAAGCAUGUUUGCGUAUGCACGUGUACGUGAAUGUUCGUGUAAAAUUGUCUCUUGUCUCCGUAAAUUGUCUUAGAUCACACUUUUCAUAUUCUCUUUACCGUAGAUAUAGGCGAGUUAACUAGGAAUAAGUGUUGAAAAAAUUUAAACUGGAUAAAAUUUGUAUUAGUGUUAAUGUGAUAAUCAAGGCCUAAAUGUCGGUUAUUAUAGUGUAUUAAAAAUAAAGAUAACUUUGUUAUAGUUAUUUAAUCGUAAAAUACUGUAUUGUAUUUGAUACAUUUUAGUAGACGUACAAUUCAUUUCAAUCUGAUCAUAGGCAUAAUCUGCCUGCAACCGAACAAGUCAAUUAAAAAAAACCCCAAUGCAUUGACAUUUUGCUAUAUAUUUUAGUACCACAAGAUUGUUAAAUUUAUAUAGUACAAGUAAAAGGGAUUAUUCGCAAUUAAUGGCUUAUUUGUAACCUGCAAAAUGGCGGCUUAGUUCGUAUAUCAUUACGUAGGAUUAUAUACAUUAUUACGUAGGGUUCGAACGCCAAACUUCGAAAGCAAUAAAAUAUUUCAGAAAAUACAUAACCCGCUAAGUACAUCAUUCAUUUUCAAUUAUACCUACUAAUUGCAUCUCUUUAUGAGUUAAUAAUAAAAUAUAGAGCAAUAUUACAUUACUAAAAUUAAGAUACGUAAACAGAGCAAUGUUUGGAAAUCAUAGACUAUAGAUUUUAUAUAGGUUGUAAUAAUAGAUGUCAUUCAAUGUAAAAUUAUGCAUAUUGUAUUAUUGCAUGUUAUCAAUAAAAAUAUUGUCCGAUA
Pieris napi is the source of this 2925-nucleotide messenger RNA. RefSeq names its product histone-lysine N-trimethyltransferase SMYD5 (gene Smyd5). Bases 128 to 1282 code for a protein of 384 amino acids. The transcript is spliced from 7 exons. NCBI's taxonomy places the organism in Eukaryota, Metazoa, Arthropoda, Insecta, Lepidoptera, Pieridae. The record is from RefSeq and is a predicted model, not a curated record. Gene Ontology annotation, molecular function: protein binding; histone H4K20 methyltransferase activity.